This is a messenger RNA of Spodoptera exigua (beet armyworm), 1707 nucleotides long. Lineage: Eukaryota; Metazoa; Arthropoda; Insecta; Lepidoptera; Noctuidae. The record is from the annotation of a GenBank genome assembly.
CUUUAAAGUUGUCAAAGAAAACGUCAAAAUCAAACUCAAGUGACAUCAUGCGUCAAUAUUCUAUUUAUAAUUCCGUCAUUUCUGUCUAAUCAACUUUCGAUUUUGUGAUUAAAGUGAAUUUUUGUUUGUACUGACACUAAAAUCUCUUGUUUAUUUAAAAUUUCGUUCGUAGUUGACGAAGCUUAAUAAAAUAUGUCUGUAAAUAUACCCGAGUGUCCAGCAAGCUUGAAGUCAAUCCAGCAUUACCUAAAGACUGCUGCAGAACAUGAUACUAGAGAUCCAGUGGUGGCUUAUUGGUGUAGACUUCAUGCAUUACAAGUGGGACUGAAAAUUGCUAACAAGAAAACCCCAGAAGAAACGAAAUUACUGAUGGGUUUAAUGGACUGGUUAGAAGAGGCUAAGAAAACGAAUCGAGAAAAUGAGGCAAUUACUAACGAAGUAGCAGCGCAAGCCCAUCUUGAAAAUUAUGCAUUAAAACUAUUUUUAUAUGCUGAUAAACAAGACAGAGAACAAAAUUAUGGAAAAAAUAUUGUAAAGGCUUUCUACACAGCUGGUAUGAUUUAUGAUGUCCUGACUACAUUUGGUGAGCUCACUGAUGAAGCUACCCAAAAUAGAAAGUAUGCCAAGUGGAAGGCUGCUUACAUCCACAACUGCCUCAAGAAUGGAGAGACUCCUGUUCCAGGACCAAUGCAAUCAGAACAGGGAGAUGAAAAUGCUGAACAACCUGCGAGUGACGGUUUGCCUGCGCCAGCGCCUGCACCUGCUCCUACAGAUUUGCCUCAAGUGCCGGGAUUUACUACUGUCACUCCAGCAACACCACCAGUAGCUCCAUCCAGUUUCAACAGUUUUCUGCCCGAUCCCAACGCUGCAAUGAGAGCAGCUUCCCAACUCCCACCAGUACCAUAUACUCCUGAUCCAAACCCUGGCGGUUUCGUUCCUUAUGAUCCAUCACAGCAACAGCAACAACCAGAACCAACACCAACUAAUUUAUAUGGUGACAACAGAAUUGCACAGCUAUCUCCAGAUCAAAUCGCAAAAGCUCAAAAAUAUUGUAAAUGGGCAAGCAGUGCACUCAACUAUGAUGAUAUUAAGACCGCUGUAGGCAAUCUUAAAAAUGCCUUGGAAUUACUGCAAACAGGUCGUGAUCCUGCUUGAAUAAUAACAGUUCAUAUUGUGAUAUACAUACUGUUUGUAUAAAUUGUUUUAUUUUUACUAUUUGCUUUAUCAAGUUAUGUUGGAGGCAAUAUUAAAACUAAUUAACUUUAUUAUUAUAUACAAUAUAAUUGUUCAAUGUUUUAUAAGCUUGCACGAAUAAAUAAUAUAACUGAAUAUAAGGCAGCAUUAAACCUUGACUUUCUUUGAAUGUUACUGUCUAAACUACUCUGAUUUUAAGUAAAAACUGUGUUGUCCCACCUGCUGCCAUAUUUUACUUACUAUGUUUUGAAAAUAAUUACUUAAUGAUUUUAAAUUAGUACAAUCAAUUACGAUUUUUUUCUGGCUUGCGUGCAUUUUAUAUACAUUGUAAGGGUCUUUCUAUAUCCGCUAGUUCUAAUGAUUAUAGGCAAAUAGCUGUUAUAAAAGUGUUUGCUAGAAAUGAAUCUGUUUUAAAUAAAGUAAGCGAUAACAAAUAUAUUAUAUCUUGUUACUGAACAAUGAAACUUAUUAUUUUCUUACAAUAAUAAAUAAAAUUAUAUGUGUUCAACAAAC